GACGAUCUUUGUUGGCUUUUUUUCCUCUGACGCGGCUGGCUGGUUGGCUGUCACGUAAAACUGGCAUCUCUCCUCCGGGUCGAAAAUCCUUUUUGACGAACAGCGAUGCCUUCCAGAAGUCAAUAUUAACAAGACCGCUGCCCGUUAGCCUGCGUGAACCUCUCUGUCGUCGUUGUGCUGAGUCCGCCGUCAGUCUGGAUGAGAAGAGAUGAGCCUCUGCGAUCCUAGAAGCCGUCAUCAUGAGCAUGAAGAACCUGGGGGACUCCUUGGGCUCUAGCCUGGCCGUGCGGAUGACAGGGGCGGCCGGCGGAUGGAGCGCUCUCUCCUUGAAACCUGUGGCCCCGGUGCGCAUCGGCUCCAUUUUCCAGACCAUGGUUCCCACUGGCUACACCAAGCUUCAGGAUGAUCGAUUAGCCAUGGUGGACCUGGGGGGGAAACCUGAGGCCAGCUCGCUGCAGAAUGGCUACAGACAGGAAGCGUCUCACUUGGAGGCCCGGCGGAUCGUGGAGCGGGCCUCCCGCUCCUCCAUAACUAUGUCAGACUGUGGAGAAGGGGGCUGCGCUGAGACAGAGCCCAUGCUGGCAGAAUGGAGGCUCUCUGGGGACGAUGCCAGCAACGAGGAGGAGGAAGAGGAGGACACGGUGGAGGCGCUGGGGUCAGAGGGGUCCAAUAUGCCCAAAGAGUCGCCGCUGGCCAUGGCUUUGCAGAUACUGGUGCCUUUUCUCCUGGCUGGCUUUGGAACGGUGUCAGCUGGAAUGGUGCUGGAUAUUGUUCAGCACUGGGCGGCCUUCCAGUUCAUCACAGAGAUCUUCAUCCUGGUUCCUGCUCUGCUGGGCCUGAAGGGGAACCUGGAGAUGACUCUGGCCUCCAGGCUGUCCACAGCUGUAAAUGUUGGGAAGAUGGACUCUCCCAUAGAGAAGUGGAACCUAAUCAUCGGCAACCUGGCACUGAAGCAGGUCCAGGCCACGGUGGUGGGGUUCCUGGCAGCUGUAGCAGCCGUUGUGCUCGGUUGGAUCCCAGAGGGGAAGUUUCAGAUGAGCCAUGCUGUUUUGCUCUGCUCAAGCAGUGUGGCCACGGCCUUUAUAGCCUCCCUGCUGCAGGGUAUCCUCAUGGUCGGAGUAAUUGUGGGGUCGAAAAAGACCGGCAUCAACCCGGACAACGUAGCCACACCCAUCGCUGCCAGUUUUGGUGACCUCAUAACUCUGGCCAUCCUGGCCGGGAUAAGCCAAGGCCUCUACAAAUGUCUGGACUCCUAUCCUUAUGUAUCAUCGUUGGUUUGCGCCUUCUUCAUGUGUCUGACUCCUCUGUGGAUCGUCAUUUCCUCCAAGCACCCGGCCAGCCGCACGCUGCUGUACUCUGGAUGGGAGCCAGUCAUCACCGCUAUGGUCAUCAGCAGUAUCGGAGGACUCAUUCUGGAUAAAACGGUGUCUGACCCGAACCUAGCUGGCAUUGUAGUAUACACCCCAGUUAUCAACGGUAUUGGAGGAAACUUGGUGGCCAUCCAGUCCAGCAGGAUUUCUACACACCUGCAUUUCCACUGUGCUCCGGGAGAAGUUCCUGACGAGGCCAAGGGCUGCUACUACCCCUGCCGUACAUUCUGUGGCACAGGAGCAAAUCAUCGCUCAGCUCAGGUUCUGCUGCUUCUGGUGAUCCCCGGCCACUUGAUCUUCCUCUACACCAUCCACCUGAUGAAGAGCGGACACACCACACUCACCCCCAUCUUCAUGUCCGUCUACCUGGCUGCUGCUUUGCUACAGGUUCUGCUGCUGCUGUGCAUAGCAGACUGGAUGGUUCACUCCAUGUGGCGCAGCGGCAAAGACCCCGACAGCUUCUCCAUCCCCUACCUGACGGCUCUGGGGGACCUGCUGGGCACGGCGCUGCUGGCGCUCAGCUUCCACUUCCUGUGGCUCAUCGGAGACCAGGACAGCGACGUGGGGGACUGAGCCGCCCACCACAGCUGGAGCACCCAGCUCCAGCGCCCUCUUGCUCUGAUGGAACCCGGUUCCUUCUCUCACGGCCGCUUCACAUUCUGGAUGGAACUUUGUCCACAAGUUGGGAUACAGACUCACUUCCUCUUCUGCCUUGUUUUCUGACAUGUAAGAAGGCUUCAUACUUUAAAGGCAGAUUUUUGUUGGGUUUUUUGCAGCCAUUCUGAUCUGCAUCUUUUGUACCAAAGUGUUUGAGUUUUAUUUUGCUGGUUUUGUCAAAAGGAGAAUAAAAACAUGGCCUUCUUCUCAUUGAGGAGCUGGAAAUUUUGGAAAUUUUGGGAACUUUUUUCGCACAAGUAAACCCAAAACGAACUCCCCAUGAAAAGCCAAGACCGCAAUGCCCGAAGGAGAGAGAGAACUUUAAAGCAGUGACUGUGGCCGAACCGACUGAAACCGGAACAGCCGGCUGACAUCCUCCAUUCAGUCUGUUUUAACGCACGCACACACACACCCACGCACACACACACUCACACACACACACACACACACACACGCAUACAGCCUUCUGUUCCCACAGGUUCAUUCUGCCUUCAUCACAUGGUUCCUAACAUCAAGGUUUACGAAUGUUUUAAAGAGUCCCUCCUCCGCCUGUUGCUGAGCAACUGCUGGUCAGCUGGCUGAAUUAAUAUUUUUCUCACUUGCAAAAACAGCAGAAUUAUGCAGUUUAAUAUUUCUGCUUACAGAGGAGGAAGGUUAGUGACCCCAAACAUCUUUUUGGUAAUGCAUGGUACUUUUACUAAAGGUUCUCAUGAUGCCUUGUGAAAUAUCACCUCUGCUCAGAAUAAAUAUUUCAUUUAUUAUCACAUUAUUAAUCAUUAGCAUAUGUAGCAGUCAGAAGAAGGAGCUGAUGAAAGAGAAGAAAUAAAAAGCUGUUUGUUGUUAAAUUUCUUUUUAUGCUUUAAAUUCCAUUAAUUAUAUUCUAUAUUUUAUUUUUGUCCAUUUUAUAAACUUUACAGUACCUGUUAUUAAAUUAUGUGUUCUUAUUUUUUGUGUCUAAGCAGGAAGAGGAAAUACUCUAGUUUCUGUGGGGAUGUUUGGAUGCCAGUUCAGACAUCCUUAUUAAUACAAUCUGAGUUCAUUUCACUUGGUUGGUUGGUAUUUUUGAAUAGUGCAGCUACAUAGUUGUACAAAAAGCUCAAAUUUGCUGUAUUUUCAAACUGGAUAUUAUUCUCUAGGGACACACUGAUUAUUUUUUCUUGGCCAAUCACAAUCUUUAAAACAUCUGGCCUUUGAUUCUGAUUUUGGCCUAUAAGUUAUUAUUUUUGUCUGUAAAGUCGCUAAAUAUAGUGACAGCCGCUGCGUGGUGGGUGGGCCUUCAGUCAGCCCUGUGUCACAGCAGAGCAACAUGGACAGUAGCUGAUUUUUAGAUCUGUGCAAAGGUGGAUAAUAUUGGUUUCUCGUGUAUCGACUGAUCUCCCAAAAUAAAGAAAAUCAGUUCCAAUUGA
This is a messenger RNA of Poeciliopsis prolifica (blackstripe livebearer), 3433 nucleotides long. It is a transcript of the gene slc41a2b, whose product is annotated as solute carrier family 41 member 2b. Gene Ontology annotation, biological process: monoatomic cation transport. Gene Ontology annotation, molecular function: monoatomic cation transmembrane transporter activity. Gene Ontology annotation, cellular component: plasma membrane. NCBI's taxonomy places the organism in Eukaryota, Metazoa, Chordata, Actinopteri, Cyprinodontiformes, Poeciliidae. The record is from RefSeq and is a predicted model, not a curated record. The coding region runs from base 240 to 1943 and encodes 567 amino acids. The transcript has 11 exons.